Molecule: messenger RNA, 3490 nt
Organism: Lacerta agilis (Sand lizard)
Lineage: Eukaryota; Metazoa; Chordata; Lepidosauria; Squamata; Lacertidae
Product: polycystic kidney disease protein 1-like 2
Exons: 21
Coding region: 8-2935 (975 amino acids)
Molecular function (GO): protein binding
Source: RefSeq, a predicted model, not a curated record
UUUCAGGAUGGUCCUUUUUGCAGGUCCUGUGGAGGGAGGUGAAUGCCCAAUCAAAGCGGCCAGGAGUGCCAACAGCUCCAGGGCUUGGCAAAAACAGAAGGCUCAGCUGGAUCUGACCUCCAUGGGGCGGAGGCCACAAAGGCUCAUGCGGCGGCAUCUGGGUGAUAAGCAGAAGUACCUAGAGACAUCAGCAAUCUGGGAGGCCUUGCAGGAUGUUGUUCCCAGGACCUGGCAGCAGGAGCUGCUCCAGCGAAUGACACUGCCAGUGAACAAUGGUGCCUGGAGUGCCUCUGAGCUGGAAGAGGAGGUGGGGUUUCUUCAGGCUGUCAGUGAGGACCUGCUGAAAAGGAGGCCUCCAGCCUCCCCACACUGGCAUCUCCUCAGCCUCCUGGCAGUCCAUGGCACCAGCCGGCUCCUGCAGGUCAUUCUGGGCCCCUGCUCACCGAACGUCAACAUCCAGCAGCAUGAGGCCCUGACUGGCACCCUGAUGCAGAUCCUUCACAAGCUGGAGCAAGCUCUUCAGGAACUGGGGGCCGGCAGUGAUGUCAUCACCAUGGAGACACCUCUCAUCAGCAUCUACGCACACAGGGUGAACUCUUCCAGGCUGGGCAAUAUGGCGUUCUCCUUCCCUGACAACCCAUGGGCAGCCAGAGUCAUUUUGCCAGAACAGUCUGCACUGGGCGUUGUCAUCCAACAGAAUAUCCCAGUGGAUGUGCAGAUGGUGAGCUUCCUGGGCAACCCUUUUCCCCCAAGCUCUGGGCAAGGGGUCACAGGAGCUGUAGCUGAACUGAACCUCCUUUCUGAUGGCAGCCAUAUCAGUGUUAGCAACCUGAGCACCCCUGUCCAGAUUUUCCUGCCCCGGGUUGUGCCCACAGCCCCUACCGAGUCAGCUGCCUUCCUCUCUCCGGGGGAGGCCCUCCUUCUGACUGUGAACGUGACAUGGACAGGGGGAUCCCUGAUGAUCCACGCUCACCAGGACUCUGUGGGACCUCUGGAGCUAUUCCUGCAGCCAAGCGAGCAACUCCGGGAGCCCAUUGCGCCCAACGUCGGCCUGGAUGGCUACACUUGGCUAGUGAAGGAGGAAGUUCUUCGUGACCUGAGAGGAGCCCUUCAGUUCCUGGUGGUGCCACUGAACCUCUCUGCCAGCCAGGGUCCUGCCACCUUACAUGUCAGCACCUAUGGGAUCCAGUGCGUCUCCCGGCACCUGCCUGAUGCCCAGUGGCAAGAGGCAGGCUGCAAGGUAGGAGAGAGCAGCAGCCUGGUGGAAAGCCACUGCCUCUGCACCCACCUCUCCUUCUUUGGCAGCAGCUUCUGGGUGGUGCCAGUCCAGCUGGACGUAGUGCGCACAGCAGAGUACUUUGGCCAGGUGAACAAGAAUCCAGUCCUGGUUGUGGUCCUGGGAGUCGUCUAUGCCCUCUACUUGGUGGGGGUGGCCUGGGCCCGCUGGUUGGACACACGCCCCCUGCCCCAGGUAAGGCCAGCCCUCCUGUCCGAUGAUGAUCCCUGUGCCCAGUAUGGCUACCUGCUCCAGAUCUGCCUACAUGGGCAGCAGAAGGUCCCCGGAGGCAGCCCCUGUCAGGUCUGCAUCUGCCUCCAGGGAUCGUCUGGUGUCAGCAAGCCUCGGCGCCUGCCCCUGGAUGCCAGCUUCUUCCUCCUACGGGAGCCAUACCCACUGGGAGAGCUCCAGAGCAUUUGGUUGUGGCAGGAGCCCCACUCCACCCCACAGCUGCCCUGGCAUAUCGCUCACAUCACAGUGCGAGACCUGCAGCAAAGUAGGAGGUUCCAUUUCUCUUGCCAGCCGUGGCUCGUCCCAGCAGCAGGGGCCCCACACAGCACUGCCCAGCAUUUCCUGGCAGCUCCACAGCACCAGCCAACAGCAUUCUGGCCCAUCUUCCGGCAAAGGACCCUGAGCGGUCUUCGGGAGGAGCACACAGUGCUGACAGUGCUGCUGACCCGGACAGGCCAUGGGCGGCCCGUCACGCGGGUCCAGGGCCUCUCCUGCGGCUUCUGCCUCCUCCUCUGCUCUGCCCUUGUCAGUCUCAUGUUCUGGGAGGUGCCGCACGAGUCACCCGAGCUCCUGCGUGUCGGCAGCUGCUUCUCCCUCUCCUGGAAGGACAUCAUGGUCAGUGUGGAGAGUGCCUUGAUUACCUUCCCUGUCAACUUGCUCCUUGUAUUCAUCUUCCGCCACGCUGAACCACGCAGGAGCCACGCAAGGCCCGGCCUGACAAUGGCUGUGCCCAGUGCCCCUGCCAGCCCAACAACCCUGGACACUGUGCAUGAGAGCCUGCGUGGGGCAGUGGAGACGCUGAGCAAAGCCAGCAAGCAGAGCCAACAGCUGCUGCAUCCUGACAUGGACCUUGAGGAGCUUCUGCAGUGGCUGGCUCGUUUUAUCCACCCUGAUCCUAGGGAGGAAGAGGAGGCAGCAGGGAGGGAGCCCAAGAUCUCUAGUGUGGUGCCCAGCCCUGAUACGCUGCACCAGACCUACUGCAACCGCUACCUCCUCCUGAAGCUGCGGCACAUCUCCCGUCUCCUGGGGGAGCUGGAACUAGGAGUCCUGACAGCCAAGCACCCUCUGGCUCUGCAGCAGCGCGUGGAGGAGAUGGCCAGGAGUCUCGAGCUAGCAAGCCCCAUCCGGUCUCACUCCAUCCGAAGGUGGCACUUGCCCUGGUGGGGCGCCUGGGUGGGGUGGGCCCUGCUGGUCUCCCUCAGCGCAGUGGCCACCUUCUUCGCCUUGCUCUAUGGCUUCCGCUAUGGCAAGGAGAGCACCGAACGCUGGCUCAUCUCCACUGCCAUCUCCAUGGGACAGGCUCUCUUCGUCCUGCAGCCCCUCAAGGUGAUAAGCUUUGCCAUCUUCUGUGCCCUGAUACUGAAGAAAGCAGAAGAUGAAGAUGAGGCAGCCCUGGACCUGGAAGACCGGCUGUGCUCCCUCCAGUGAUGGGAGGGCAUCUUUCUGCAAGGCCACCUUGGCUUUUGCCACGCCAUGUGCCCAAGACCUCCAAUCAGCCUCUCCAACAAGAUGACACCCACACCUGUACAAAGGCCAGGACCAUCUCUCUGGAGGAACGGGAGGGCACAGCAUGGGAGGGGGACAGUGCAGCCCUAUUCUGUAACCUGCCAAUGGAGCCAACCCUGAACCCACCGAGUGUUGAAAGAGUUGGGAUGCAACUCAGCUUGCUGAGGGUUUGCAUGAGGUUAAAGUGGAUAGAGAAGGGAACCUCCAAGAUUGUAUAACUGCCCUUUGAUCUCUGUGAUGACCUUUCCUUUAAUAUUAGACUGAUAUUCUUAGGGUUCCUGACAGUGACCAAACUUCCUGCUUCCCCCUCUUCCUGCUGAAGCUGAAGGAGAGAGGACAUCUAUGGAUGUAUCUCUGCUGAGAGUAAACAGCAAACAUGACUCCCUUGUAGCUUCAAGAUUAAUUAGCUAAAACUAGGAACUCUUUUCUAUCCAAGUAUAUAUUUCUUAUAAUAAAUGGAGCUUUAUUACCUUCCAA